GGUUGGCCAUUGAGCAUGUACACGGACCCCGCCGCCGCGCUAAGGGCGGCGGCAAAGAGCAGUGGAGCACCUCCCCUUCCAGAAGAAAGUAGGACAGCCGGUUUGAGGCAAAAUACUGAGGAAGCGCUUUUGUCCUACUUCCGCUUUUUUCUUUAUCUCAAAGGAAGUUCUGGUUGUGGCACCUCCUACGCCACACCUUGUGUUGGGAAAUGGGAGCACAAACUAAUCUUAAAAGUCCAGAGGCGUCUCUCAUCUGCUCUCCUUGAGGUAGGUUGGUGGGUAGAGAAGGCCGCCGUUGGAACGCGGCCUUCGGCAGUCUUAGCUAAGACGCUGUCAAAGUCAAAGACAGCGCCCUCUGCGGCGGAGGGGAGGACUCCACCCUCAAGUCCACCGCCUUGUUUUUUUCGUUCAGCCUCGUCGCACCGUUUUCUAAACCACUCCUGUCCUUAGAUCAGACUGAGGAGCCUACGGCACUUAAGCCUUUCAAUCCCCAACCCAUUCUAAGCACAUGUCUUGAGCUGGAUGCAAGAGACACUGAGGUGGAUGACAUGCUCCUAGUGGCACAGGAAUCCAUCCCCAUGGCCAAAGGCAGCAGCAACAGCUACAGCAGGCUGAAACAACAGAGGGGAUGACUUGAGCUCACUGGAAGCAUCAGUUUCUCUUCCAGACAAGACAAAGACAAGCCUGAAAAAGGAUCUUGAGUUCUCCAUUGAAUGAUCUUUACUCUCCUGCUGGUCUCCUCACUGAGGCAGGAGGGGUGUGGUUUCAAGACUCGAGCUCAAACCGGGAUAAAGUCAUUUUUGCCUCAGGACCCACGUCGCAGAAAAGGCUCCAGACGCGCAGGCUCAGCGGCCAUGGCUCACGGGCCCAGCCGCUCCGCGGCAUGUGGGAUCUUCCCGGAGAGGGGCACGAACCCGUGUCCUCUGCAUCGGCAGGUGGACUCUCAACCACUGCGCCACCAGACGCACACAGGAAACACAACAGACCAGGCCCUAACCACUACUUGCCCCAAAAGCUGACCCAUUAACUCUCCAGGCCCGACUGGUCCCGCCCACGCCUACGGCCUCCGGGGUUCUAAGUCCCCGCCCCCUCCGAGGAGUUUCCCAAAACCCAGCGCGGCAGGCCUCAGCCGCGCUAAGAUGGCGACUCCCAUGCAUCGCCUCAUAGCCCGGAGACAAGCUGAAGCAAAUAAACAACAUGUAAGAUGUCAGAAAUGCUUGGAAUUUGGGCAUUGGACUUAUGAAUGCACAGGAAAAAGAAAGUACCUACAUAGGCCUUCAAGAACAGCAGAACUAAAGAAAGCUUUAAAAGAAAAAGAAAACAGAUUAUUAUUACAGCAAAGCAUUGGAGAAACUAAUGUAGAAAGAAAGACCAAGAAAAAAAGGUCUAAGAGUGUAACUAGUUCCAGUAGCAAUAGCAGUGACAGUUCAGCCAGUGAUUCUUCGUCAGAGAGUGAAGAGACCUCUACCUCAUCCUCCUCAGAGGACAGUGACUCUGAUGAAAGCUCCUCCAGUUCAUCAUCUUCAGCCUCCUCCACAAGCUCUUCCUCGUCCUCCGAUUCAGACUCAGAUUCCAGCUCUUCCAGUAGCAGCAGCAGCAGCACAAAUAGUAGCUCUGAGGAUGAACCACCAAAGAAGAAGAAAAAGAAAUAGAAUUGUUCCAUCCAUGUUGGACUGAUGGACUAAAAACGUUAAUGCGAUUCUCAGAAGGGAAUUUAGAAUGUGUUAAGACCAAAUAGGUUAACUGAUCAAAAUUUUUAGAGUUCAAAAGUUUCUAAAUGUUUUACAUUGUAGGAGCAUAAAGAGUAUUAAUAAUGGAUUAUAUAUAUAAAGACUUUUUUAUUUUAGGGGUGAAUCUUUUUUUUUAAUCUUUAAAAUAUAUCUCUAAAAUUAAUCAAAGCUGAAAUCUAGUAAAUCUUUUUUUUUUUUUUUUUUUUUGGCGAUACGCAGGCCUCACUGCUGUGGCCUCUCCCGUUGCAGAGCACAGGCUCCGGACGCGCAGGCUCAGCGGCCAUGGCUCACGGGCCCAGCCGCUCUGCGGCAUGUGGGAUCCUCCCGGACCGGGGCACGAACCCGUGUCCCCUGCAUCGGCAGGCGGACUCUCAACCACUGUGCCACCAGGGAGGCCCCUCUAGUAAAUCUUUUUGUGAUGAAACCUAUCUUUUCUCCCUGUGAAAUAAAUGCCAUACUUUGUUACAUGUUAGUGCUAUGUAUCAGACACGUUUUCAGGAUAAUGCAUCAGAAUAUCUAUCUGGCGGUGAAUUUCUAAUGCUUUUGGCUGUAUGUUACUAUGUAAGAUUUAAUACCUCUAUAAGCUUAGAGUUUUCCUACUGUUAAUACAUGUGCUCUAUUUUUAUGUUUAUGUUCAGAAAGUUCUUCUGACUUCUUCUUCUAAGUGAAAAGUUCAAGGAAUCUAUUAAUAAAUUUAUACCUUUUUGAUGGUACAAGUUUUAAGUUACUGUGUUGUAUCAUUCAUUUUCUUCUGGUUCUUAGAGUUACCCUUUUAUGACAAAAAUUAUUCUAGAGGAACUUAAAAAGGAACAAAAUUCUGAAACUACAUAGGACUCUAAUCUUGGUGCCUUUUGAUAAAUUCAUUGUAUCAGAAAAGAAAACAGUCAUUUAAAAAGCUAACUUAGGGCUUCC
This is a messenger RNA of Globicephala melas (long-finned pilot whale), 2642 nucleotides long. The record is from RefSeq and is a predicted model, not a curated record. Lineage: Eukaryota; Metazoa; Chordata; Mammalia; Artiodactyla; Delphinidae.